Molecule: messenger RNA, 1150 nt
Organism: Blastocystis hominis
Lineage: Eukaryota; Bigyra; Opalinata; Blastocystidae
Exons: 2
Coding region: 11-1150 (379 amino acids)
Source: RefSeq, a predicted model, not a curated record
CCCUUUUAUCAUGAGUUCGAGCGCUAUCAUUAUCGACAAUGGUUCUGGAAUGUGUAAGGCGGGUUUCUCGGAAGAUGAGGCUCCGCGCGCAGUUUUUCCUUCGAUUAUUGGACGACCCAAGGUCCCGCUGUUUAUGAUUGGAAUGGAGAACAAGGACUGUUUUGUGGGAGAUGAGGCCCAGUCCAAGAGAGGCGUUCUCACGUUGAGAUAUCCCAUCGAGCACGGCAUUGUGACCGACUGGGAUGAUAUGGAGAAGAUUUGGCACCACACGUUUUUCAAUGAGUUGCGUGCCCAGCCUGAAGAGUUCCCUGUACUUUUAACCGAGGCGCCUCUGAACCCCAAAGCCAAUCGCGAGCGCAUGACCCAGAUUAUGUUCGAGACGUUCAAUAUUCCUGCGAUGUACAUCCAGAUCCAGGCCGUCCUUGCCAUGUACGCUGCGGGUCGUACCACGGGUAUGGUGCUGGACUCAGGUGAUGGUGUGUCGCACACUGUGCCGAUCUUCGAAGGCUAUUCGCUUCCUCACGCGAUUCUGCGAAUGGACCUGGCUGGCCGUGAUCUGACCGAGUAUCUGCAGACCAUCUUAACGGAGCGUGGCUACACGUUCACUUCCACUGCGGAGCGCGAAAUCGUGCGAGACAUCAAGGAGAAGCUGUGCUACGUGGCCUACGACUUCGAUAAGGAGAUGAAGCUGGCUGCGGAGGGUCCCACGCUGGAGCGCAAUUACGAGAUGCCGGACGGCAACAUCAUCACCAUUGCGAACGAGCGAUUCCGCGUGCCGGAAGUGCUGUUCAACCCCGCUUUGGCAGGCCGCGAGAUGCGAUUCGGAGGCAUCCACGAUACCGCCCACGCCACCAUUCAGAAAUGCGACGUGGAUUUGCGUCGCGCCAUGUACGAAAACGUCAUUCUCUCCGGAGGUACCACGAUGUAUCCCGGAAUUGGAGAGCGUUUGCAGAAGGAGCUGAUCAAACUGGUGCCUUCUGACGUGAAGGUGAAAGUGUUUGCCUCGCCGGAGCGGAAGUAUAUGGUGUGGAUUGGAGGCGCGUUGCUGACCACACUUUCUUCCUUCCAUGAGAUGUGGGUGUCCAAAGCGGAGUACGAGGAGAGCGGCGUGUCGAUUGUUCAUCAGAAGUGUGUUUGGAGUGUUUGUUGA